AUGGACGUGGACAAUGAUGUCGGGUUCAGGCAUCAGACUAAGGUUGUUUAUUGUUUCGUUGCGAUUUAUCUGGGUCACUCACGAACCGCCCAAAACCUUUAUAAUACCAUAUCAGUUGCCGACACAGUGACGAAUGAAGCGCGUGAGGCCAAACAGAAAGCACCUAACACAGCAAUUAUGACACGUGUACGGUUUAUGUUGCACAAAGGCAUUGCUAACCGAGAGUGGGGCCCACGUCCAAGUGGGAUUGGAAAUUUGAAUGUCGGAAACAAGUCAAGCAGAGUGACGGAGACGAUGAGAAUUAGAUUUGUGUAUAUCUUAAAAUGUCUCCUGAUUGGGCCUGGCAGAACUGAGUCGACACGGUGGACUCGGCUCCGACUCAACAAAAUAAAUAUCCUAGGGGUGCGUGCCUCUCCCACCAGAUAUUUCUUAACUGACCCAAAUGCUGCCCGCUACCUCCCAGCCACUAGUGUGCCACGUGUCUGA
Molecule: messenger RNA, 486 nt
Organism: Sphenostylis stenocarpa
Lineage: Eukaryota; Viridiplantae; Streptophyta; Magnoliopsida; Fabales; Fabaceae
Source: the annotation of a GenBank genome assembly